Messenger RNA from Arvicanthis niloticus (Nile rat), 5695 nucleotides. It is a transcript of the gene B4galt6, whose product is annotated as beta-1,4-galactosyltransferase 6. Gene Ontology annotation, cellular component: Golgi apparatus. Gene Ontology annotation, biological process: carbohydrate metabolic process; glycosphingolipid biosynthetic process. The record is from RefSeq and is a predicted model, not a curated record. Gene Ontology annotation, molecular function: UDP-galactose:glucosylceramide beta-1,4-galactosyltransferase activity. NCBI's taxonomy places the organism in Eukaryota, Metazoa, Chordata, Mammalia, Rodentia, Muridae.
GCUCUGGGUUCUUCUUCUCCAGGCGCAGCGCCGCCUGGCGAGUUGUGCACGGGCGGGCGGAGCCUGCAGGGGUCUCGGGACGCCCAGGGCUGUCGGGAUUGUCCUCGUGGGUGUCCGCGGUCCGAGGUCGCCGCGCGUCUGUCAUCUCUUUCCUUCGCCCUCCGGGCCCCGGCCGCGGGCAUCCGCCGGGUAGUCCGGGAUCUGUGCGGGGGCGGCGCCGCCUCUUCCUCCGGCCCCGCGGCGGGAAUGCGGCUGCCGUGGCCGGCUGGGCAGCGGGCGGCGGCAGCAAGCGGAACCCGGGCGCACUCGCCACUGGCCGGGACGCCGCCCUGGCCUGCGCUCGGCUCCCGAGGCCGCCGCUGCGCUCCGGGGCCCGGCGCGGAAUGAGGUGGAGGCCGCGCGCCGGCGAGCGCCCCGCUCCGCGGCCCCCAGGUUCCCCGCGGCCACCCGUGCCUCGCGUGCCCCGGCGCCCACGUUAGAGCCCCGCACUGGCAGCGCUUGCCGAGGCACAGGCCCGCAGAGCGCACGCGACCCGACCGGGGUCCCGAUCGCGGGUACUCGCCUCUUGGACGCCGCCCCGGGUGCGGGGACCCCGGCACGCUGCAGCGCGCGGGCCGCGCUCCGCAUCGCAGAGCUCCUCCAGCCUUGCCCGUGGCUUUGGCCUCCACGGAGCCCAGUCUCCCGGCCUCGGUCCACGUUUCUCCGCAUCCUUCCUACACCCUUCCCGCUGCUCCACCGCCUCCCAUUCAUUGCAUCCGUUUCUCCUUCCCGGCUCGGUUCUUCUCCCCACAGCCUCCCCGGCCGGACCCCGCUACCCUCUUGGGGUUCUCCGUACAUUCAUGGAAGUUUAGGGCCUGGACCGUGGCCCAGAGUCUGGCCUGAGAGUGCAGCCCGCGCUGCUGGCAGGGCAGAGGAAGAUGUCUGCGCUCAAGCGGAUGAUGCGGGUCUCCAAUCGCUCCCUGAUCGCCUUCAUCUUCUUCUUCUCCCUCUCCACGUCCUGUCUCUACUUCAUCUAUGUGGCUCCAGGCAUCGCCAACACAUACCUCUUUAUGGUACAAGCUAGAGGUAUCAUGCUGAGAGAGAAUGUGAAAACAAUUGGACACAUGAUCAGGCUGUAUACCAAUAAAAAUACUACGCUCAACGGGACAGAUUAUCCUGAAGGCAAUAAUACAAGUGACUAUCUUGUUCAAACAACAACAUAUCUUCCGCAAAACUUCACGUAUUUACCGCACCUCCCCUGUCCAGAGAAGCUGCCUUAUAUGCGGGGAUUCCUCAGUGUCAAUGUGAGUGAGAUCAGUUUUGAUGAAGUCCAUCAGCUCUUCUCUAAGGACUCAGAGAUUGGGCCAGGAGGUCACUGGACACCCAAGGACUGCAAGCCCAGAUGGAAGGUGGCAGUUCUCAUCCCCUUCCGAAACCGCCAUGAACAUCUUCCAAUUUUUUUCCUGCACCUGAUCCCGAUGCUCCAGAAACAGCGGCUGGAAUUUGCCUUUUAUGUCAUCGAACAGACCGGCACACAACCAUUCAAUCGUGCGAUGCUCUUUAAUGUGGGUUUCAAAGAGGCCAUGAAAGACAGAGCCUGGGAUUGUGUGAUCUUUCACGACGUGGAUCAUCUGCCUGAGAAUGAUCGGAACUAUUACGGAUGUGGUGAGAUGCCCCGGCACUUUGCAGCAAGGCUGGACAAGUACAUGUACAUUCUUCCGUAUAAGGAGUUCUUUGGUGGGGUGAGUGGCCUGACAGUGGAGCAAUUUAGGAAGAUCAACGGCUUUCCCAAUGCCUUCUGGGGAUGGGGAGGCGAGGAUGACGACCUAUGGAACAGAGUUCACUAUGCUGGAUACAAUGUAAGCCGGCCAGAGGGGGAUCUGGGAAAGUACACGUCUAUCCCUCAUCACCAUAGAGGGGAAGUACAGUUUUUAGGACGGUAUAAAUUACUUCGGUAUUCUAAGGAGCGUCAGUACAUUGAUGGAUUGAACAAUUUAUUAUAUACACCCAAAAUACUGGUUGAUAGGCUGUAUACAAAUAUAUCUGUAAACCUCAUGCCAGAGUUAGCUCCAAUUGAAGACUAUUAAAAGAAGUCAUUCUCGUGGUAGGGUAGACCACAGUGCUGAAUCAUGAACUUGGCUUGGAGCGCCCUCACCAUGAAAGUUAGAGAUCGGUGUAUGUCUCAGUGUCCUGGUCUGUAAAAAGAGCCAGCAGUCCUUAAUGUUUACAGCGCGGGCUCCAUCUCUUCCCCGCUGGGAGCAUCCCCCAUGCAAGCACUGUAGCUAUAAGAACCCAUUGCUUGGGAUUGGAAGCGAAGAAAACUCCAUACACAGAGAAGAUUUUUAUACUGAAAUCUAUAAUUUAAUUCAAGAGAAUGCUUUUAUUUCCGUUCAAACAUAUUUUGUACAUAUGUGAUGUAAAUUAAAUGUGUUCAAAUUGUUGGAAAAUAAGAUGUCACAGUUUUGCAUGUAAUUGGUUAUGCCUUCAUUGAACUUUUAUAGACAUUUUUUAUUUGCAUGGGGAAAAAAAUGUAAAUUUAUGUCACCAAACAAAGGUUAAGCCUCCUGUGAAAUGAAGGGACUGUCAGCGGCGGACAAAAGAUAAUAUAGUAACUGUUCUGUUGUACUGGUAUUCAGCUUUAGACCUUCAGCCUUGUGGGAGGUGGUGCAGUCCUCUGAGGGCUUUGAAGGAAGGAAGGAGAGAAGGACUUGCAUAGCUUUUCUUCCUGACAGGAUUACCUGUUUUGUUUUGUUUUUUUUUUUUUUUUUUCCUUGCUUGCAGUCUCAUCAGAUCUUGCCAAGUCAACAGCCAUAUUGUUUAUGCACACUGCAUGAGUAUACCAAGAAAAUCUUCAAAGUUGUAAAGUGACAUGCUGUACAGGACCCUUCAUGUUAGAUGUCUCUAUGUACCUCCGCCAUGUCAGGGAUCUUGUGCCUCAAAAAGAAAAAAACAUGUUCCCAAGGUUGUGUUUAUACAUGAUAUAUAUUUUUUUCCAAUCUCAUAAUGAACGACAUUAUUAUUUCCACCUUGGAAGAACCAAAAGAAGGUAUCUUCUUUUAAAAGCAUUUUUUUUUUUUUAAAGAAUGAAUUUGUGGAAAAUCCAGUAGUGCUUAUACAGAUGAAUUAUACUAUUAGAUGAAAAAUUAGAUGCUCUAUUUUUAUGAAGAUAAAUGCUUAGAUUAAAACAAACUUCAACCUUAAUUCUUAGACGUACAUGGUUCCCUUUUACAUCAGCCAGUCAUUGCUUUUUUCCACUUCCAAGAAAUCUCUGGUGUUAUUUAUUUUUUUUCACAAGUAUAAUUUAAUCCACACUCCACCCCCCACUGCCUCCCCACUGCCGCCUCCCCAUGGUGCUGGGCCUAUAGACUUACCUUAAAAUCAGAUAAUUGAAUGUGCGGAUGCUGUGACUUCUGAACUAGAUCUUACUACUUAACGCCAAGUCUGCUCAUCCGCCACACUUGGGUGAAGUUUUCGAUGACCAAACAGCAACAAAGCCCAAACAGUGUUCUUACUUUGAAAAUUUCAGUUAUAAAAAUUCCUGAAAAAAAAAAAAAAGCUUAUAACCUUAUGUAAGAUCUUAUCUCCCAUAUUUAAACAAAUUUAAAACAAUAUCAUCAAUCUGUCAAGUGAAUCCUCCCCAAGAGCGAGAGACUUCUGAAUAUGAGAAAGUUUGCUCCCCUUGUCGAACGUUGAGAGCUUAGCUCGCAGUUGUCGUUGUCUGUCAUAGUUUUGGUAAUGCUGAUGGCCACAAGUCAAACCCUACAGUAACUAAAAUCCUUACACCAGAGAAGACAGACACCCUCUUUGUCGUGGCAGCAGUCUUUCUGUGUUUAUUCUUAGAAGUGCUUCUAAAAUAUUUACCUCCUAACUUUUUUGGCUACUCAAAAAACUGAAAAAGUGAAAUCACAGCUUCUGGAGAUGAAGAUUUUUGUAUGUCAUCAGCUUAUUUUCUGUCUCUUGUGACUAAUGAAGUGUUUAAUUCGACAGAAUGACAGCAGAAUGUAAUGUUGAGCCUUGUAAGACAAGGACUCUGGGCAUGUGAAGAACCCAGUGCUGGUCCCUCCUCGCAGUGCUGUGGAAAGUGGCACCACGUGGAAUCUUAUUGGGGGAAACACACUUUAUGUGACGGGCUGUCCACAGUGGGAUGCCUUUCGCAUUGAUACCUAGUUCACAGUUUUAGGAAAAUUCAGAACUGGUCAUCUGCCUUAGUCUCUUAGGUUAAGUCUGGCAUUGAUAUGGCUUCGGGGGUUGCAUGUAAGUUUGCUAUGGUUUCCUGUUAAGUAUGUCAGCUCAUGAGAACUGCCUUUUCUCAUUCAGACCUGGAAUUCUUUUUAGUAAUGAAUAAUGACCUGUAUGUUCCCACAAAUGACAGUUUUGCCUGGUUGCCAUGAUCACAUGACAAUAAAUCUCUUCCUUACAUAUUAGCACAAGCAGACAAUCUGAUAGAAUCCAAUCUGUUUGGUGGCUUCGAACUGGGUGUCUGUCCCCCAUCUGCUGCCUUGCUAACUGGUAUUUAAAGGUGGUUUUUGUUUUGUUUUUUCCCUAAACAAGUCAAAUCAAGAAAGUUGAAACUUAUCUGAAAUUAGGAAGAACACCCUCUGGUAACUUAUCUAUUAGUUGUCUUAGUCUCAAAUCCAGUGUGGUCACAGAUCCUGGGAGGUCCUUGUGGCAUUGGGGAAAUGAUGUGGUGCCUUUGAACUAAAGAAAGAAAUUAAGGCUGAUGGGCUAUUUAUCAAAGAAAGGGAGAAAGUUCCCACGUUCAUUGUAACAUUCUAUCUGAUUUUCAAUGAAGUUGUCAUUUAAUUAUUUGCCAAAACUAGGGUUUUAAUGAGGUGGCUUCCCCAGCUACCUUUUUAUAGUUAUUUUCUGUUAUAGACUUUUGAGAUGGCUCAGGGUGUAAAGGUACCUGCACCAAGUGUGACAACCUAUAUUUGAUCCCUGGGACCCACACUGUAGAAGGAGAGACCUACCCUUGCACAGUAUUCUUAUACUUCCAUAUGUGUGGUGAGCACACAUAUGUAUGCACACACAGAAGCAGACAUGCACACACAUGCGCAAACACACACGCAAAGUUAAAAGGUAGUUAAGAGUUAAAUUUCUGUUUUAUAGAAAGGUAUUCAGGAAGAAAAUAUUUAUGAAAUUUAAGUACAAAAUUAUUAACAAUUUUUAUUCCAGCCAAUCAAUGGUGGUAUAUGCCUUUUAAUCCUAGCUCUCCAGAAACAGAGGCAGGUUCUCUGAGUUCAAGGCCAACCUGGUCUACAAAAUGAGUUGCAAGACAAGCUACAAAGAGAAACCCUGUCUCAAAAACAAAACAAAAAACUCCUAUUCCAGUUGAUACUGAAAACCAUUGUAAAAGAAGAUAGAAGUGUUAUGGAUACAAUAUUGUCCCUUUGGAGACUCCCUGGGGAGAAGCAGAUUUUUGUGUCAUUGUAUCUGUCCUGUUUCUUUAUUUACCUUUCAGAUAAAUAACACUCUAGAUUUCUUGCCUUGGGUUUGCAGAUUUGUUAUUUGAGAAGCAAACGGUCACAGUGUUUUUGGAAAGUGGAAGUGUACUUAAAAUUAUUUAUUAUGAUAUGGAAUACUUCUAUGUAAGUGCAUUGACGUAAAUGCUAGUGAUUUCUUGCUGUCUUUUUUUUUUCCUUGUUUUGCUUCUCAUGGAAAUGUUUGUACUUUUUUUAUCAUUGUCUUUUAUGAAAUAUAAUGUUCUAAAGACUUG